AGAUGGGUCUGCCGGGCUGCCAGCAGCCUGAGCUCUGCUUCUGUCCAUAGUCAGGCAUGGCAGCGGCAAGCGUCUGAGACAGGGGCAUUAGCCCAGGAGGGGGCGGGGGGCAAGAGCAUCAGGCCUAGAGAGGUCGAGGGAAAUUUAAGUCAAUAAAUAAAUAACUUUAAAAAGGCCGGGGGGGGGGGUCCCUGGAAGGAAAAUUCCCCCCGGGAAAUUGCUAUUCGAUGGAGUGUGCAGCUGAGCUGGGCUUGUGGGAAGAAGAUCGAGCAGCCUGGAUUGAUUUUAACUGUUUGCUUAGUAACUCGCAAGGUGAAGAAGAGAAACUUAUUUGAGCCCAUGGGCUCAAGUCGUUAGAUCUAUUUGGGGGGGAAAAAACAGCUUUAUUUUUGAAUGAGAAGGUAACGGCAUCAGAUACCAGGCAGGAGUUAAAGUCCGGGGGCAAUGGCUCUGAUCAGCUUGUUGGAAUUGGCUGACCUCUCCAUAGGGACGCCAGAGAUCGGGGUGGUCAAUUUUAAUGCCCUCCACACUUUGCUCCAUGCCAUCAUUAGACAACUCAACCUGCAGAAUGUCAAAACCGAGAUGCUUGAUGAGAAACCUAAGCCCCCGGAACCUGUGCCUUUGCAGGAGAAAGAGACGAAGGGCCAGUGUGAUGCGUCAGAAGACUUCCCCUAUGCUGACUUAGAGAAGAAGGUCAUUGGGGUGGCUGCUCAGGUGCAUGGCAUGGAGGCCAAGGUGGUUGGGGUGGCGACUCAGGUGCACGGAGUGGAGGCUCAGGUCCAUGGGAUAGGGGAACAAGUUCAAGGGCUUGAGAAGCAAAUGGCUGCCCUGGAAAAAUUGCCUUCUGGGACAGACCUGCUGGAGAGGACCAAGAGCGGCUCUCCGAAUGGAUCUGCGGUGGCUGACAUGUGGCAAAUGAUGCAGAUGAAGAAAAAGAUAGAAGCUAAUGAGACUGGCAUCUCCAAGGCCAUGGCUCUGUUCCAGGAUCUGCUGAAUGAGGUCAACGGCAUGAAGAUGGCUAAUUUCCAUAUGAACGAGGGCCUCCAAAACAUCAAGGAGAAACUUGACUCGAAUUUACAACUGGAUACCCAGGAGAUUGGCAAUCGACUGCAGACCUGCAUCGCUGAUCAGAAGAACUUGGAUAGUGAUGUGAGGAACCUAGAGCGAAGGAUAAACCUCUAUCCUUCCCCUGAAGAAAUGUAUAACAUGGUGCGCUGGGAAGUUCUGGAGGACUGUCUUGUGACAGGCAAAGACAAGAGCCCAUCCACUGAAGCCCAGUCUGGGGAUCCCAGCCUAGGCCAGCCCUCUCCAGCCGAGCAACCAGCUUCAGUUAUGGACACCCAAGCCAGAAAACCCUCUGUAACCUGGGCAGGGGCUCCAGGGAGCCAGCCUGGCUCUCCCAGCAGCAGACCUGGUACUCCAGGGAUGCAGGCAGGGACCAGGGCAGGCAUGCCAGUGGUCCAGCCAGCAGCCCGGGCAGGCACUCCUGGAACUAGGGCAGGCACACCAGAAGCCCAAGCAAUCACUCCAGCAGCCCAGGCAGGCUCCCCCAGGACCCAGGCAGGCUCCCCCAGGACCCAGCCAGGGGCCCAGGCAGGCAUCCCCGGGGCUCAGCCAGGGUCACCUGGGGCCCAGGCAGUCUCCCCCGGGGCUCAGCCAGGGACCCAGGCAGUCUCCCCCAGGACACAGCCAGGGGCCCAGCCAGGCUUCCCCGGGGCCCAGCCAGGCUUCCCCGGGGCCCAGCCAGGGGCCCAGCCAGGCUUCCCCGGGGCCCAGCCAGGCUCGCCAGGGGCCCAGCCAGGCUCGCCAGGGGCCCAGCCAGGUUCCCCCUGGGCCCAGCCUGGGGCCCAGCCAGGUUCCCCCGGGGCCCAGCCCAGGGCCCAGGCAGGCUUCCCUGGGGCCAAGGCAGGUGCUCCAGGAAUCCAGCCAAGCUUCCCUGGCACCUGGCCCAGUUCCCCAGGGACCCAAGUGGGACCUCCUGGAGCUCCAGGGACCCAGGCAGGCUACCUUGGGACCCCAGCAGGUGCUUCAGCAUUGCAGCCCACAUCACCUACAGCAGGUCCCUCAGCUCUAGCAGCCCAGCUUGCAAUUCCACCUGGACCUUACUCUGCCGUUACAUCCCCGGCAUCACCUUUACAAGAGAAGGACAAACGCCUAACCUCAUCCACCCCGCGAGAGUCCUCCGGGUCCAGCAGUGCCUCCAGCCGCUACUCAGAUACCGUGGAAGUGCUGCGCCAGAUCGGGCAGCUGACUGACCUCUACACCACCUUGAAGGAGCAGAUAAACUACCUGGAGCAAUUCAAGUGUAGCCACGCCGACCUCAACAAGCUGCGACAAUUCCUCUCGGAUGCAGUCCCUAAGAACCUCUCCAGCAUGCCUGCUGACCUCAUGGACCAGCUGUCUUCCCUGAAGGCCACGGCAGAAGACAUGAAAGAUGUAAAGGCCAAGGAUGAAGAGCUGCUGAGUCGCAUCCAAAACACCAUCCUCCAGGUGCAAGGAGACUGUGAGAAUCUCAAUGCCACCACAGGGAAUCUCAUAGAAGACCAUCGGCAGAAACAGAAAGAUAUCGCUCUUCUCUUCCAGUCACUGGAGAAGUUGGAAAAGGAGAAAGCAGACAAGGAGCAUCUGGAGACAGAAAUUGACGUGAAAGCAGACAAGAUUGCCCUGGCUGGCAAAGUCAGCUGCACCCAGUUCGAUGCCACCAUGGAGCAGCUGAAUAAGAUGAUGCAGGAUCUGGUGAACAAGAUGAGCGGGCAGGAGCAGGACUGGCACAAAGUGCUCGACAAAAUCUUGAUGGAGAUGGACUCCAAGCUGGACCGCCUGGAAUUAGAUCCCUUCAGACAGCAGCUGGAAGAGCGUUGGAAGGCCAUCCGGAAACAGCUGAAGGAGAGGUCUCCCCAGUAUGAAGCAAACGAUGCUGCUGGAAUUAGGAAAAGACUGAUGGCUCAUUUCCACUGCAUUUCCUGCGACAGACCUCUGAAAAUGGUGGUGCCCGGCCCGACCAUCAUGACCGUACCCUCCGUGCCGGGGUUACCAUCUCACCGCUCCAUCCGGCCCUACACCGUCUACGAACUGGAGCAAGUCAGGCAGCACACCCGCAGUCUGAAGUUAGGGCUUAGCCCCUACCCUCGCUUGGAUGCGCUCCAGCUGGAGAAGAGCGCGGGCCUUGGCAAGCUGCGCAGCAUCCACUCCAAGAUGCUCAUGGACAUAGAGAAGGUGCAGAUCCACUUCGGGGGCUCGGCGAAGGCCAGCAGCCAGAUGAUCAGGGAGAUAAUGCAGUCGCAGUGUCUCAGCCCAGACCAGUAUAACAAACGUGACAAGAUGGCGGAGAUGGCGGAAUAUGGUUACCUGUCCAUGCCUCGGCGCUGCGGCGGCAGCCACACCCUCACCUACCCCUACAGGCGCUACACACGGCUGCAGCAAAUCGCCCAGUGUGUGCCGGUGCAUCCCGAGGAGACUGCCAUGCUGACAGUGAUGAAGCAUGAGGAGGUGGAUAUCCUGGGCCUGGAUGGACACAUCUACAAAGGGCGGAUGGACACUCGGCUCCCAUCAAUUUCAGUCAAGGAAGGUCCUUUGAAGACCAAACCCAAGCUCUCCCGGUCUUCAUCACAACGGCAGUCGACCCUGAUGGACACAGCCGGCCUCCCAGCACGCCCACAGAGCGCCAAACUGUCUUCCCCCAGCAAUUCAGGUACAGCUAGGUCGCUAAAGGACAGGCCCGUGUCAUCGGAGGGUCGACUGUCCCGGGUGGACCUGACCCAUCUAUCAACCUCAAUAUCUCCCCCUGGGGAGGCAAGAGAGGAUUCUCCCAUGCAGGAGAAAGAAACGCUAGAGCUUCACCUGGACCUUUCCAUGCGCCGGCGAUCGGCUGAGCAGUUACAGUGACUGCAAUGGCAGGAAAGCAGCGCUCGCUGACGGAAGCCAGGCAAUAAAGAGUGAGCAGAACA
Caretta caretta (loggerhead turtle) is the source of this 3947-nucleotide messenger RNA. NCBI's taxonomy places the organism in Eukaryota, Metazoa, Chordata, Testudines, Cheloniidae. The record is from RefSeq and is a predicted model, not a curated record.